Penicillium subrubescens is the source of this 2226-nucleotide messenger RNA. RefSeq lists its product as uncharacterized. The transcript has 3 exons. Gene Ontology annotation, cellular component: cell division site; septin complex; microtubule cytoskeleton. Gene Ontology annotation, molecular function: molecular adaptor activity; GTP binding; GTPase activity. NCBI's taxonomy places the organism in Eukaryota, Fungi, Ascomycota, Eurotiomycetes, Eurotiales, Aspergillaceae. The record is from RefSeq and is a predicted model, not a curated record. Bases 1 to 2226 code for a protein of 741 amino acids. Gene Ontology annotation, biological process: cytoskeleton-dependent cytokinesis.
AUGCGACCAGUUCCUGACGUGCCAGCCUUCUCCCGUAAACCCUCCGCGGACCCUCCAUCCUCGUGCUCUUCACUAGACCCCCGCACUGCCGCCCCCGCAACCUUCUUUCUAUCCCGCAGCCCGCAUGCCUCCGAUGCAGAGCGCAGCCCCUCUCCAGAUGCAUCCGGAGAUCCCAAAGAAAGCACGUACGGAGUGCAUAGUCUAGCAGAAACCAUCUCUCGAUCAGAGCUUGGACCGAGCUCGUCUCGCGGGUUCACUGCAGAUAACCAACGGACACGCAGCUCAUCACGGGGAUCGGGAUCCGAUAACAUGAAAGAAAUACGGUGCUCACGACGCCGGUCGACAAUCAGGCCGUUCGAGUCGGAUGAUAUUCGAGACUCGUCCUUGCAACCACCUACCCCGGACACGGUCUCUCGACCGCUGACACCGUUCCACCCUGAUGAUCCAUCGUCGCUGCCCAGUAGCCCAAAGUCCAUUUCCAACCAGUCCCUCCGACCGCUGGAUGAUAUCUCCAUCACCGAUGAAAUUAAUAGUCAAGCAAUCGGGUCGGGGGAUGAAGAAGAGAGACCUCGACCUUCACCGCGUUUAGGGUUCGCUGGGGCUUCGCAGUUUAUCAUGCCCAGCAUUAAGAUGCCAAGUCGACGUCCAUUUACAGAGCGGGGAAAAGCGAUGGGGAGAUUCAAAGUGCUCGUAGCUGGAGCACCAGGUACUGGAAAAACAUCCUUGAUUAAAGCUAUCGUCCAAACAUGCGAAGACAUCGUGCACGUCGAUUCUAUUGACUCUCUCUCCUCCGUGACCGCACUAGAGCGGCGCCGUUCCUCGCGACCCCACUCCGGAUCUGUCCCCACUCGCGGGAUGCCCACCGCUAUCACCGAGAUCUACGCUAGCACCAAGCCGUAUCCUUCGUGGUGGUCGGACCUGGAAGACUCGCGUGUGCUCCGACGACGAAAAAGUAUUGGCGAGAUUGUGCUGGAACGGAAUUUAUGCUUUGUGGAUACACCGGCUAUAUCGUUGAGUCGGGCAGGGCAGACCGAUGCCGUUUUGCAGUAUUUGCGACAGCAGCUACAGCGGGCGACUGCUGCUGUUGCAGGGUCGGGAGUGGAUUUUCAGAACAUGUUAGCCGGAAAUGGUGGUACCCAGGUGGAUGCCAUAUUAUAUCUGAUAUCUCAUGAUACAUUGACAACGGACGUGGAGUGUAUUCGCAAGCUCUGCGAGUUGAGCAAUGUCAUCCCACUCGUCGCCAAAGCAGACACACUAUCACCUGAGAAUAUCAGCUCUCUCAAAGACCGAUUCCAUCAACAGGCGCAAGAUGCCGGCAUCAAGCCCUUCAUGUUCGGUGACUCGCCUGUCGUGGGGCUAAAUGACCAGACUCCGCAGCCUCCCUACGCUGUAUCAUCUGAGAAAACUGCCGAUCUGGAAGUUAUGGAUGCCAGCACCCUCAUGAGUCCAGACUACGAACAACCUCUAACUCCAUCUGAACUGGACACCCUGGUACAGAAACUAUUCGACCGGGAUAACCUCGCCUGGCUGCGCCACUCAGCCGCCAAAAAAAUCGUCUCACGAUGCGGCGACUUACCUACCGUGCCCUCACCAACACCCGCAGCAGUUCCCACCGCACUCUCCGGUGCUAACUCGCCCGGGGUAGGCUGGCGAACUGUCUCGGGUGCAUCCAUGAACUCAUCCAUCUCCUCCCUCGGCGACUCCCCACCAACCUAUACCCUAGCCCGCCUCGCAGAUUACACACGACACGAAGAACGCAUGGCCCAAGUCCGACUCGCACAAUGGGCAACAGACCUCCAACGCAGUCUCCAAAACGAACGAGAGCGAUACGCAUCGCUAGCGCGAGGCGAUCGUGCUAUAUGGCUAACUGAGCGCCUGAGCGAGUGCGUAGUAGAUGGGUCAUUAGUGCCUAUCUCGCAAACACCCGGUUUCUGCGGGCUGCACGUUCAGAGCAAUGACCAGAGUGGGGGCGGUUUGAACAUCAUGCGAGCUCGUGAUGGCGAUGGAAAGGAAUAUCGUGUCGCUGGUUUAAGUCCUCAUGACCCGCUGGGUGUUGUGGGGUGGAUCGAUGAUCUCGGACGACGAGGUUGGAUCAUUGUUCAGAUUGUGGGCAGCGUUGGGGUUGUUGGUGGGCUGGCACUGUGGGUAGCUCGGUCUUGGGGACUUCCAACGCGAAGUCUAUCGGAUUUCCAGCUUGAUCAUUGGUAUGGGAGUAUCGACCGGUGA